UGUUUGGACCGCUGACUUUUGUACUUCCCCGGACGCCGUCCCGGGCAGGUGAUACCGCCACCUGUUCGUCCUUUGUCGGCUCUCGUGAGCCUUUGACUUGGAAAGAGAUUUUUCUAAUACCCCCACGAAAGAAAUGUUUGCUGGGAGUUUCAUGAACACAGGUUGAACGCAAUCACUCGUCGGCUCGUGCGACGGAAAAACGAUUUUCGCUGUUUUUGUGUUCGAGAUUGUUUUCGGGUUCCUGAGUGAGUGGUAGCUCUUUUGCCUUAAUUGAGAGAGCAUUUUUACAUAGGAAAUAAUCAUUGAGCUGGAGUGGAGCUCAAUUUGGUAAAUAAUGGGUUGUGGCCCCUCCAAGAGCGCCACCACGAGUGCCACACCUGAAGCCAAUCCAUCAAGUGCAUCGGCCGAACAUAUUUCCCUUGCUUCCAAAACGCCUUUUACUGUUAGUGAAGUGGAAUCUUUGUCUGAGCUAUUUGAAAAGCUAAGCACUUCUGUGAUCAAGGAUGGGCUAAUACACAAGGAAGAACUUCAGCUUGCACUUUUUCAAAAUAGCAAGAAGAAUAACCUUUUUCUGGAUAGGAUGUUUGAUCUCUUUGAUGUCAACAGAAAUGGACACAUUGACUUUGGGGAAUUUGUUCAAUCAUUGUCAGUUUUCCACCCAAAAACUCCUGAUCCAGUCAAAGCUUCAUAUGCUUUUAAAUUGCAUGAUCUAAGGCAGACUGGUUACAUCGAACGGGUGGAGUUGAAAGAAAUGGUGUUGGCCCUCUUGAGUGAAUCUGAGCUGAAUCUAUCAGAUGAUGUUGUAGAAAUGAUAGUGGACAAGACAUUUGUGGAAGCAGAUGCAAAAGGCGACGGAAGAAUUGAUGAAGAAGAGUGGAAAGAAUUUGUGGCCAAGAACCCCUUGAUGCUGAAGAACAUGACUCUUCCAUAUUUGAUGGACAUAACUGCAUCAUUUCCCAGCUUUGUGUUGAAAGGUGAAGUACAUGACUAGGAGUCGUAGGCUACAGCAUGCAGUAGCUCCCAACCGCAUCACCUCUUUUUUUGAGAAAAAGCUCGCUGUUUUUUCCAGAAGAUGCUGAAAAUCUGGAGAGGGAAUUCAUCCCUUCAUUCAGGAGCUAGUUCUCACAACAUUUAAAACCUUAAUUAGGCCUUGUUCUCGAACCAAACGAAAUAACAUCCCCAAUAGGCCUUGUCUGUAUCAUCCACCUAGUCCGGUUGGUUCCCAUUAGAGCCAAAUGGCAACAGCUAUGCAUUUCCUCCCUACCUUUUGCUAGUUAUAUAGGUUAAAGCUCCACCGGUCGACAUAUCUGAUCGCACAAAAACUUAUUCUCCUAUGUCUGCUCCUCGUCUGGUCUGGGUCAGACAAAUUCUUGUAGGACCGGUAUAACUGUGCAUUUGAUUUGAAAGGUUUAACUGCCAUAACCAGGGAUCAAUAUCUAUAUGAUGUUUUGCCAAUAUACAAUCAUAUUACC
Rhodamnia argentea is the source of this 1472-nucleotide messenger RNA. RefSeq names its product calcineurin B-like protein 4. Gene Ontology annotation, molecular function: kinase binding; calcium ion binding. Gene Ontology annotation, biological process: calcium-mediated signaling. The transcript is spliced from 9 exons. The record is from RefSeq and is a predicted model, not a curated record. Lineage: Eukaryota; Viridiplantae; Streptophyta; Magnoliopsida; Myrtales; Myrtaceae. The coding region runs from base 335 to 991 and encodes 218 amino acids.